Messenger RNA from Haliotis rufescens (red abalone), 6460 nucleotides. RefSeq lists its product as uncharacterized. Bases 1506 to 4994 code for a protein of 1162 amino acids. Gene Ontology annotation, molecular function: protein binding. The transcript is spliced from 16 exons. The record is from RefSeq and is a predicted model, not a curated record. Lineage: Eukaryota; Metazoa; Mollusca; Gastropoda; Lepetellida; Haliotidae.
UUGAAAGUUCUCUGACUCAUAAACCCAACACGGGGAUGUUUUGAUGGGAAUUUGAUGGCGAAGUGAACGACGGACGUUUUCAAAAUAUUGUUGUCACGGCUCAUUGGAUUUUAAUGGUUUAUUCUGACAAAACUUAUCACAUCAGUUGGCACUUGCAAUCAUGAUCGUACCUACGGGUUAUCUAUCGGAUGAUGGGUUUUACAGAUAACAGGUAAUGACCUCGUUAUGUUGUUGAAAAACAUUGUCAGUUGUGGCGCAUUAGGGCUGCAGAGGUCAGGCCUGUUAGUUAGUGAACUGUCCUCUGUACCUGCUGAACAGGUCAAAGUCGGACUUCUUUGAACUAAUACCUCGACUGUAAUUCAUUGGAAAAAGGUUAUCCCGAAGCCACAGGCCGUUGGAUGAUCUAAUGUCAAUAUUUGCUCUGUUUACUGACAGGAUCUUCAAAUCGUGAGUAGUUUAUCAAUUAACAUAUUCGGGAUAAACUUUGACCAAAGCCGUGAAAUGAGGAAGAUCUCCAACAAAAACGUAUACAAAUUUGAACAACGCCCGGGAGUCGGUACCUCGCUGGUUGGUCGACGAUGCAAAGGUUGCGGCAACAGCUGACGAGGUUGAAAGCGUGUCGUCUGCCUUACCGGACCUCUCACACACGCGCUCAAUGUUUGGAAACACAACACAACAGGAGAGGUUGAUAUGAGAGGAGGGACGAUGAGCCGUUCAAACUUUUGUGAGUUACAUGACGUUUGUGUGUGAAGUGCCAUCCGUGGCGAGAUGUUGGCGAGAAGAUGGACCGCCGGGUUGGCCAUUCACAGUGUUCAAAUUGUCGUCUGCUUUUCACUGGAGGUUUGAAUUUCAUUGAUCAGGAUAAGUCUAAAGAGUCGAUGUCGGAUUAACGUCAGAACAUCAUAAUGGAUCUCGUUCUGUUUCAAUAAGGUUUCUUUGAAAUAGAUUUGGAAUAUUGGCUCAGUUUCCAAGUAAUGCCAAUUUAAUGAAUAUUCACCUGUACGAUUCGUCAUGUGUGUAUGGAGCUUAAAUGUCUUUGCGAUUUAUGGAUCUUAUCAAGAUUGGAUGUUAAUGAGCUCAGUGGACGCUUGGAUAUAAAAGCACUUCAAUUUGGUGUUGGUCAGUUACCUGGUUACCUUGACAACCUAAUAUCACGGUGAUCCCCCUUUCCUCUUCCCCACCCUCCCGACAGCUUCAUCAUCGAUAGCCUCUCAAUCACGAGUCAAUUGGUUCGGCUGAGUUCACAGUAUUGUCACACGUUACUGUAAUGUUCUGUGUUCUAGCCGCUGCAUUCGAUCGGAUUACAACCGCUUUUGUGAUUUACUCUGGCGUCCUAUUCUGUUAGGAUUGGCGUUACAUUCGGGACUAGCGUUCUGCACUUCGCACAAUGGAUGUUUUCACACACACAGUCCCAGUCUUUACAUACAAUACCGUCCCCAAACAACCAGCAUCUUAACACAACGGAUAUGUUUCUGGUUCUGGGAGCAGACGACAGUUGAGUUCCAAUGCUGGGCUUGCUGAACCGAAAACAGGAGCCCGCUGACAAGGAUGUAGGGGCUCCCCCCAUUACCCCACGUCUGUCGUGGGCGGCGGACUAUCCCUCCCCCCGCUCUAAUGGGCCGAGAAAGACCCUGGGGGCGGAGCUGACCAACGGGACCCCACCUCGACCCCGUCACCCGCUAAAAGCACCCACCCCUGUCCGAUUUACCGUUGGAGGCCCGUGGGCGCUUAAAGAAUGCGAGGAACACACAACCUGGGUAAACGAGACCCUCAGGAAAGCAAAACUCCCACUAAUCGACGAUCUGAGACGGGCUGUUUCGGAUGGAAUAACCUUGGUGCGCCUGUUAGGAGCUCUAGAACGAUCACCAGUACCAGGCGCUGAGACUGACCGCUCGCUGACCAGGUCGGAGGUGUUGGUCAACCUAUACCGGUGUCUGUCCUUUCUCGCUGACCGGCAGGUGGACACCGCUGGACUAGACGCUGAAGAUUUAGCAAAUGGGGACUUAAGAUCGACGCUUGUGUUACUGGGUAACAUUAGAAAGAAUUAUGAUAGUGGGUACGGGACCCGAUCCGAGGGAGACGGAGGGUUGAGUUCCCCGAAUCAGGAGUCUGACAACGCCCCCUGGCUCAACAUGCCGGGGAGGCUGACAGUCGAGGGGGGACAGAGUCGAGGGCCACCCCCACCCAUCAAAAAAGACAAGCCCCUCCCCCCACAGCGGAGGUCAGCGUUCGGCGCCCCCGUCCCUGCAGCAGGCAUCCCGGGGAUGAUAGGAAGAGAGGAGGGAGAGCCACGCCCGGUCACAGCUCACAAUAUAGUUUCGACGACGGAGUUGAGCAGCAAUGGCGUGUCACAGUUCGGUGUGGAGGAGAGGCGCCAAUUCAUGUCUGGCAACCCCUUCCUCCCCACAUCUAGGGGGCAGGGACAUGCCAACUGGGAGGGGGGUCGUGUGGGGCAGGACAGGCCCCCUCAAGCCGUCAGCGCGUGGAGCUCGGGUGGCCAAUACAAUGCACAGCCCCCAAGUCACUUUACCCCUCCCGUCAGUGUGGAGGAUAGAUUGAAAAAUCUGAUAGACAACAAACCUCAUGCCGCUAGACCCGCUCCUCAUCAUGAAGAGGGUGAGUUGCUAGUGCCUCCUGCCCCCUCGCCCCGGGGAUAUGACGAGACCGUCAACAGCGGGUACUACCGGGGAUCCUACCCUGGGCCGGGGCCCCAAACCCCAGGCUACAGCCACCCUGGUCAGGGCAGGCUCCAUGGUCACAGUGUGGGUUAUGUGCCUUCCAAACCUUCUGAGAGACGUCUUGGUUCCCGGGUAGACAGCAUUAUCGACAACAGCAAGGCCAAGCUACCCCCUCCCUACCCCAAGCCCACCCCGUCUCCCCGUCAGCAGUAUGAGAACCCCGCCUUCACCCCAGACGAGCAACCUGUCAAACAAGGUGUGUCCAGUGCCCGUCCAGUUAAAGUCGGAGGGGAUGACCUACGUUCUGCCUGGAACCGACUGUAUGGCGCGCCCGAGUGGAGACCCGCAAGCAACCAGCCCUCGUCACAGAACCCGGCCAACUCCUACUACGGUGUAUUCACAAUGGGACCAACGCAAAAAGAAAAGCAACAGGAACAUCAUCAACAACAGCAGUAUCAACAGCAACAACAGCAGCAACAACAUCAGGAACAUCAGCAUAAACAACGAAAGUCAAGUCUGGACCAGUUGAGUACCACCGUCAGAAUUAGCCCUACUGGUCAAAGUUCAAGUACUCAAGGUCAACAAUCAGGGUCAAAUUCAAGCUCCUUUUCGGGAAAGAACACGGGCUUCAGCACGUUCAAGCCAGAAGACGAUGACGAUGACAACGCCGAUGAAAUGAGAGACGACACCGUUGACAGCAACCGGGACGCCAUGUCCGAACAGGCACUGGGACCCUCUGCCAAAUAUCCCGACCAACCAGGAAGUCGUCCUUCAAGUGCCAAACAAGGUCAAGGGUCGUCAAGCAAUAGGCAGACGACUGACAGCCGCCAUGAUCAGGACAUUGCUAGGUCUUUAGAGCAGAGGCUUUCGGUGCAAAGGAUUGGUGACAGUGAAAAAAACAACGUGUUUUCCAGAUUAAAUCAGGUACAAAUUAAAAAUGAUGAAAAAAGUGUGUUUUCUAGGACUAAUCAUGUGCAAAAUAGACUACCGCCGGAAAUAUCCCCUAGGACUAAUAUUCCUGCUCAAAGACAUUCUCAAGCCGAGCCUCACACACAGCAUAAAGUUCAUCCUUCAAGACUCUCAGAAACAAACACGUCUCCGCAUGUGAACCACGGUUUUGUUGAUAGCGACGAUGAAAGUGGUCAGUAUCACUUAGGAGCUGCAGAGAGCAUAUUUGACUAUGCAAGUGAGUCUUCUUCCCGCUCUGUGACCCCGCCCCUUCCUCCCCUGUCCCCCGACUCAACCCCAAGGGGAGGACCAGAGCCCCUCUCUAAGUACAGUCGAUCCUACAGCGCCAGUAACGUGUCCCCACCGAAGACGCCUGACCUCCUCUCGUCCACAGCAAGGCCCGGGUCGGUCUUCGACAAGCGAGACCUCAGGGCCUCAAGUAGCCAGAUCGACAUGGCGGGCAUCAGUAGACACAGCAAGAAGACUCCCAGGGUGAACCCAACACCCAGACAACACCACAGAACAAGGACCAAUCUUACUCGAGUUCAAGCACAUAGCCUGGAGGACCUCCGAGAAUCUGGCAACGAAAGCAACUUGUCCUUCGACGUGGAGAACACGAUGUUGAUGGUGGACCCUGAGAGCGAGCAGUUCACGGACACCGACAACAUCUCCCCGAAGGACGCCCGGGCCCUCCGGCAGAAGCUGCAGGGGCUGGAGUCCGUCUACCACCAGGUCCUCCGACAGGCCGGGGCAGACAUCCCAAGGUCCUCCUUCAGGAGGAGGUGGAGUCUCGGGAGCUCCGACACCAGCUCCAUCAACAGGGGGAAGCGCUUCCGGUCCAGCGCCUCGCACAGGAACUACUCCCGGGACAUCAAGGCCAUCCAGCGACGCUUCCAGAAACUGGAAUCCCAUGUUGUAACGUUGGCGCGGAGUGUGGCGCACCUGUCGUCGGAGCUACGAAACCAGACGUCUAUGACCCACGAGAUGGAAACGGUUAAGAAGGAACUACGUGAACUUCGUCAACAGCAACAUCUUCACAGCAUCAACAACUCACCUUUCAACAACAACGUCAGCGAUUUCGAGAGGUUCCGAGGGUGGAUUCCAUCACUCACGAACCCCAAACGUGUCAACAAGCUGACCAAGUUCUUUGGUCAGGAACCUCCUCUGUUAGAAAUAUUUUUGCAGAAACUCGGCUACGACAGAUACGCCAAGAACUUUUCCAACGAACACAUCGGCAUGAUAGAGUUGCCCUACAUGACCGAGGACCGCCUGCAGAGCAUAGGGAUCCCCAUGGGGCCAAGACUCCGGAUCCUGCAGGAGGCCCAGUUGUGUUUCAGACAGGAGAACUUCAACAUUUACAUUGUGUGACGUCACCAACAUUGAGACACAUGAGACAUUAUAGUGACAUCACCUCCAGUGAGAUGCAUGAGACAUUAUAGUUGCAGGACUUUAACAUUUACAUCCUAUCACAUCACCUCCAGUGAGAUGCAUGACAUAUUAUACUGACACCACCUCCAGUGAGACACAUGAGACAUUAUAGUGACACCACCUCCAGUGAGACGCAUGUCACAUUAUAGUGACACCACCUCCAGUGAGACGCAUGUCACAUUAUAGUGACACCACCUCCAGUGAGACGCAUGUCACAUUAUAGUGACACCACCUCCUGUGAGACGCAUGAGACAUUAGUGUCACACCACCUCCAGUGUGACGCAUGAGACAUUAGUGUCACACCACCUCCAGUGAGACGCAUGAGACAUUAUAAUAACAUCACCUCCAGUGAGACGCAUGAGACAUUAGUGUCACACCAACUCCAGUGAGACGCAUGAGACAUUAGUGUUACAUCCCCUGUGAGACGCAUAGCACAUUAUAGUGACACCACCUCCAGUGAGACGCAUGAGACAUUAUAGUAACAUCACAUCCAGUGAGACGGAAGAGACAUUAUAGUUGCAGAACUUGAACAUUUACAUCGUAUGACAUCAUCUCCAGCGAGACACCUGCGACGUUACACAUGUGAGUCCACAAUUGUUCUGAAUGACCAUCUACUGGUCAAGCUAUGUGGGCACCGGAGGACCCGGAGAAACAUAUGGUCAGGGCAGUGUCAAAGGUUACACAACAGUGCCAUGCUCCUCACUGAGGAACAAUCAUUCGUCAUCGUCCAUCAUCAGACAAUUGGAACGUUUGUGAACCCGCAACCAACGGCGUUGUGAGGCUCCCAGUGUGUGUUGUGCAACCUUGACUAAAGGAUACCGUUGCUAAUCCGUGCAUCUUAUUGGGUCUGGUAACUUAAGUACAAAGCUGUUCACAUAUAAUUCAUGGAUAGCACACUCCCCAACAUAAUCUACGCUAGUGCUUAAUUGGAUAUGUGUUGAAUGAACACUGUUUACGUUGCUGGAUGUGAUGUUUAUUCAUCAACAGGGUUUUUCUUGUGAAUUUUGUGUAUACGAAAAUAACGACAUUAUUUGAAUAGUUUUGCAUAGCAUUACGUGAUAGCAAGAAGUGCUGAAACUUGACGAGGGUGUUGAAAUGUGUCACGAAUAUACAUGUCAACACAACAAAUUGAGUCCCUGGUGAUAUAUAUCCCUGCUCAAGUGAUAUAUCGGGAGAUACUUUUGUUUUUAUACGAUUACGUCAUGCGCUGCAACGUUCUCGAUUAUCCAGCUUAUCAGAAACACUAUUCUACAAUAGACCACAGGCCAUCUCUGGAUAAUGGAGGGUUGUCGUCAAUUUUGGUGCAAAUUCAUAUUGUUUUCGUACUGGAUUAUUAGAAGCUGACAAUCACCUGUAUCGAUUGAAAGGGCAAGAGCAGCAGAACUACUGCCGGGUAGCAUCGGCUA